GGCACGCUUUGUGUUUUGGUAGCCUAAUCAGAGGGAUUCUGGAAGUUUCUGGCCGGGAUCGGGUGUGUUAAGUGAGGGUGAGGGCGAGAGGGAGCUGGCACACUCCGGGAGGAGGCACACAGGGCUGGGGAGCAGACAUGUUCGGCUGUUUGGUGGCUGGCAGGCUGGUGCAGACGGAUGCCCAGCAAAUAGCAGAAGAUAAGUUUGUCUUCAACCUGCCUGACUAUGAAAGCAUCAACCACGUGGUGGUGUUCAUGUUGGGGACCAUCCCGUUCCCGGAGAGGAUGGGCGGCUCCGUCUACAUCUCAUACCCUGAUCACAGCGGGAUGCCUGUAUGGCAGCUGCUUGGCUUUAUUACCAAUGAAAAGCCCAGCGCCAUCUUCAAAAUUUCUGGUUUAAAAUCUGGGGAGGGCAGCCAGCACCCAUUUGGAGCCAUGAAUUUGCCCCAGACCCCUUCGGUGGCACAGAUAGGAAUCUCGGUUGAACUGCUUGAGCAGCUGGCGCAGCAAACUCCAGUAGCCAAUGCGGCCGUGUCGAAUGUGGACUCGUUUACUCAGUUCACUCAGAAAAUGUUGGACAACUUCUAUAAUUUUGCGACAUCGUUUGCCAUAUCCCAGACACAGAUGACACCUAACCCUUCAGAAGUCUUCAUACCAGCCAAUGUGGUCCUCAAAUGGUACGAGAACUUCCAGCGGCGUUUGGCACAGAACCCCUUUUUCUGGAAGACGUAGAGCGGCUGCCUCCCUCACCGGCCUUCCCUAAUUGGAAAGCUACAUUUUGUGCCUCCCUUUAACACUUUCUUUGCUGGACCCCUUUUCCUGCCUCCCUUUUUCCUCCAGCAAGGAGUGUUUUUGAAUGGCAGGCAUCACACAGAUCUCAUUGGAUGACUUUUUGGGGGCGGGGUCUGGCAGCUUUUUCUCAGUUGGCCCCCCUCACGCGUUUUCUCUCAGAUAUGUGCUGUUUUUUCAAUAAGUAUCUUACUAAACCUGUUUUAAGGUUCCCUUUUACUAUGAUCGCUUAUCCGUCUUCGGCUGCCAUUAAAUUAUUUGCUCUGAGAACA
Molecule: messenger RNA, 1060 nt
Organism: Rana temporaria (common frog)
Lineage: Eukaryota; Metazoa; Chordata; Amphibia; Anura; Ranidae
Gene: HIKESHI
Product: heat shock protein nuclear import factor hikeshi
Exons: 5
Coding region: 138-731 (197 amino acids)
Biological process (GO): protein import into nucleus
Cellular component (GO): nucleus; cytosol
Molecular function (GO): nuclear import signal receptor activity; Hsp70 protein binding
Source: RefSeq, a predicted model, not a curated record